This is a messenger RNA of Soboliphyme baturini, 396 nucleotides long. The record is from the annotation of a GenBank genome assembly. NCBI's taxonomy places the organism in Eukaryota, Metazoa, Nematoda, Enoplea, Dioctophymatida, Soboliphymatidae.
CUGUUUGCCUUUAACUUAAUAUUUGAAUUUUUCCAGAUUUACAACGGACCAGAUUCGUCAUCUUCGCUGAUUGGUGAGUUUUGUGGAUCAUCCUUCCCGAAUACCCCACUUAAGACUACGUCAUCAGUGAUGAACGUGGAAUUUCAUUCGAAUGAAUACAUUUCAUCUCAAGGCUUCCAUAUGACCAUAAGGGAAGUCGUCUACAUGUGCAGCGACGACCAGCUGAUACUUUCUUACGACGAACCGUCGCUUAUUUUGACUUCGCCCGGCUUUCCAGAGCACUAUCGCCACAGUCUCGAUUGCAUCUACAAAAUUCAAUCUCCUCGCGGCACCAGAGUUCAAAUUGACUUCGACCUCGACGCGUUCGAUUUGGAGCCACAGAUACAGUCAAAGUAA